AUGGUGGUCAUAUUCGACCUGGAAGACGACGCGCCCUCAUACCUUGCCCCGCACGCGUCCGGCUUGCUCAACGUCAAGCCGCUGCACCACUCGCUCGCCACGACGGCAGCCCAGAGUGAGCAGAGCGUGCCUGGGCUAGAAGGAGAAGAGAGACCGAACCCCAACAUCAAUGGAUUCAGCGCUGCCCUGAGCUGUUAUCCUAUAGUUCGACAGCUUGCCGGCCAGCUCGACCUCAACACGUUGCACCAUUUGUCGCGAACCUGCAGGCAGUUCCGUGCCAACCUGCUCGAGUACCGCUGUCAGCUAAGGAAGCAUACACUGCACUGCUGCAACGAAGACGGUGACGACGGACAUGGCGGUACUCAUGCGAACAACAACAAGCUGGGCUCGACGCGCCAGUUCACGAGCGGACGCGUUGGAAAAUGCGCCCGGGACAUGGUGGGCGAGUGCCAGCGCUGUGCCAGCGUCGUGUGCCGGAACUGCACCAUGAAGCCCCCGCCCACACCUACCUUACGGGCUCGCUAUCGCCGCAUCUGCCGGACAUGCACCAAAGCGCCCCUUGGCCUUCUCAUGGCCUACCAGAAGCCGCGCUCGUCGUCGUCCGGCUCUCCCUCGCCGCCAGGCUCCCCGAAUCCUCGUCCUGUCUUCUUUGACAAUGACAAGCCUCGCGCCUUCACCGCGCCAGCCUUUGAGCGAACACCAUGCAACUGUGAUAAUGUCGUCUGGCUUUGCGCGCCAUGCGGCAAGGACCUGCGCAACGCCGAUACCAUGUAUGUCCGCGGCUGGAGCUGGCGCACGCGGUAUAGCCACUACCUGGGUGGCGUUGGCACAGGGGCCGGCGAGGGAAACGAGGGUGUCGAGUGCGGCAGAGGCUCUGCCUGUCUAGGCGCGAAGAGGGUCGAGCACGAGACGUGCGAGCAAGAUAUCCUCGAUGCGCUAGAGACUGCUGCUCAUUCCCCAGGCUCACCCGACCGCUGGAGGGGGACCAGCUAUCUCGCCCAAGAAAUCGAGGGCAUCGGCGGCGUGCUAAAGGUCAAGCAUAAGAAACAGGUGCGCGUUGGCGAAUGCGUCAAGCUGUACCAAGACGAGCGGGAGAAGUCGAUACAGCAUCUCGAACGCGAGGCCACUGGGAAGCUCAGGAGCUGGUGCUCUUGGUGUGAGAGGGUGGUACUUGGGGAAAAGGACAAUGUGGAGACUGCCGGUGGGCGACCAACCUCAAGUGGUUCGAGCUCGGCUUCUUCCACCCAGUCCAGUCCUUCAUACAGGUAUUGAGGUUCAAUUUUUUUGGUGCGACUGAUGGCCUCCCAUUGAGGUAGUUCUUCUUAUUCAUACAUUAGCAAUAGCCAAUGUUUUCCGUUUGGCUUGAGCGCGCCAAUUCCCACAUCACAAAGCUGCUUAUCUCACCCCCUCGG
Cucurbitaria berberidis CBS 394.84 is the source of this 1412-nucleotide messenger RNA. RefSeq lists its product as uncharacterized. Lineage: Eukaryota; Fungi; Ascomycota; Dothideomycetes; Pleosporales; Cucurbitariaceae. Bases 1 to 1272 code for a protein of 423 amino acids. The record is from RefSeq and is a predicted model, not a curated record. The transcript has 3 exons.